AUCGCCAGACGUGGGUCAUUGAGCCACGAGAUAUCGCAGUCUAUUUCCGACGGUCAACUGUGUGAUACGCUGUUUCCGUGCCCUCCUGACCUUAACAAAAUUACAAUGCUCUCAUUAAUAUUACAUCUCUCUCUCAUUCUCUGCGCUUUCUGUGACCUCGCCGAAUACAAGAGUAAAAGAGACAAGCUAAUUGAAGAUGAAUAUCGACUCACACUCGGAGGAAAUAUUAAUUUAACCGAAAAGGAGAUUAUCGUCAACAACUGCCUAAUGCAAUACAAGUUUCACGAAGUUGAUUAUGGGUUCAACAACCCGAAGUACUUUAAUUUCAGUCAUCAUUAUUUCUCUUACAGAGAAAAAAUAGGACAAUCCAAAGUGUAUCGGAUUAUAAAGGAUAUGCCAAAAGGUGCCGCGCUUCAUGUUCACGACAUGGGUAUAUUGGGUCCGGAUUACUUAAUGAAUAUAACCUACAUGAACAAUCUUUACGUGUGUUUAGAUAAAAAUGUAAAUUUAAAAUUUUCAAAUAAAACUCCCCAGAUUCCCUGUGAAGGACAAUGGCAGUUAAUUAGUAAAAUUAGAGAAACAUGUGGUAAUGUCACAAAAUUCGAUGCAGAAUUAAGAAAACAUUUUAGCCUUGUUGUAGACAACCCUGAUGUUGUAUACCCAAGUAUCACAGAGUCGUGGAGCACGUUCAUGAACUAUUUUAUAACUGUCGCACCUAUGCUUACUUACAGGCCAAUAUGGGAACAGUAUUUUUACGACGUCUUAUAUAAAUUUAGAGAAAAUAAUAUAAUGUAUCUUGAAGUGAGAAGUAUAUUACCUAAACUUUAUGAGUUAGAUGGUACUGAAUAUGACCCACUGAUUACUGCUAAAGCAUAUAGGAAAGCUGUAACGAGAUUCACAAAAGACUAUCCAGACUUUUUUGGUGCAAAAUUAAUAUACGCGCCUUCGAGGCAAGUGGACAAAGUUACCGUUGAAGAAUAUAUUAAAUUGGCGAAAAGAUUAAAAGAGGAUGUGCCUGACAUAUUUGCUGGGUUCGACUUAGUCGGUCAAGAGGAUCUAGGGAAUCCAUUAAUAGAAUUUCUUCCCCAACUGACAGCAGCUAAAGGCGACCUGAACUUCUUUUUUCACGCAGGCGAAACUGAUUGGUACGGCACGUCAACUGACGAAAAUUUAUUUGAUGCCAUAUUGCUGGGAGCAAAACGUUUAGGUCAUGCGUACGCACUGCCUAAACAUCCUUUGUUGAUGAAGGAAGUGUUAAAAAAUGAUAUAGGUAUAGAAGUGAAUGUGAUAUCAAACACGGUGUUGUCUUUAGUACGUGAUGUAAGAAAUCAUCCAUUGAAUAUAUUCCUCGCACAUGGUCUUCCCGUGGUACUCUCAAGCGACGAUCCUGGUGCUUGGGAAGCUGAUCCAAUAUCUGAAGAUUUUUAUGUAGCAUUUGUUGGAGUGGCUAGCAGAAGUUCUGAUUUAAGAAUGUUAAAAGCAUUAGCGUUGAACUCUUUGAAGUAUAGUGCUCUGGGUGGACAGAAUAAAAACGAUGCUAAUAAAAAGUUCAUUACGAGAUGGAAUGAUUUUGUAGAAAAAUUUAAUUGUGCAUCGUAUUAAAAUUCCUUAUUUCAAGGUAGCGGACAAUCAUUAAAGUAUUAUUCUUAUUAUUAUAACUGUUUUAAAAUUAUAACAAAGUAAUUGUACCUACUGAUGAUAGUUUUAACAUUUGAAUACAACAUUAACAUUUGAACCUAUGUUUUCAUAUAAAUAAUCAUACGUGAAACUAAGUACCAUUACUUUAAUAAUGUCACAUAG
Molecule: messenger RNA, 1800 nt
Organism: Achroia grisella
Lineage: Eukaryota; Metazoa; Arthropoda; Insecta; Lepidoptera; Pyralidae
Product: adenosine deaminase 2-A-like
Exons: 1
Coding region: 106-1602 (498 amino acids)
Biological process (GO): adenosine catabolic process; inosine biosynthetic process
Molecular function (GO): adenosine deaminase activity
Source: RefSeq, a predicted model, not a curated record